AAAGAAAGUUCAUAGAAAUCUUACUAUGUUAAUAGUUUCUGAAACGAUUUCAAAUUAGAAAAGUAUUGCCAAUCUUCUAUAGCAUAACUCCUAAGGGGAAACGAGAGGAUGACAUUGCCUGGGUUUGUUCGAGUGUGUCAGAUAUCUCAGUAUUUUCAUUGUUUGUUUUGUUCUGACAGCUUGCGCAAGAGGCAAGCAUUAACAGACUCGUUCAGUCGCUGGUAUUUUCACAUUUUUGGGUCGUGACAUUCUACAAAUUUAUUGUAGAUCUUACUGUAGAAUAUAAAAAUAUUUUUCGAUAGUUGUCGAUAACGCACAGGACGAUUCUAAAUCGUGUUUUUCCUGCAAGCUCAACACUUCUGCUUUGUGACAACAACAACCCUUACGUUUUCAUUAUGCUAAGGAGCCUAAGGAUCGUGUGAAAUCCUAGAAUAAAAAUCUGUAUCAUGAUAGUGUGCAUUCGGAUACGUAAAUUGUCAAUGCGAUUUCAUUUAUAUUUAUCCUCUUUCAAACCUAUUUAAAUGAGUUAUCGCAUUUUCUCAGUAUUGAAUGAAUGAGCUCUGCUGCGCAUGCGCGAUGUUCUUAAGUUUAUAAACAAGGCCUGCGUGGAAGGAAUCACAUGACGUUGUUGCAAAACGGACGGGAGAGACAGUUUGUUCUUUUCAAUCUUAUUUUCGCACACAUUGAGUGUUUGGCGCUGUCAAAUCAUCCCAUUGACACAAAUGUCCAACAGCUGAAUGAAUGUCAUUUCCUCAAAAUGACGUAAUAUAGGGAUAGCAUACUGGCCCACACCCUGUCAUUCUGUGUAAAAGAAAACGAACUCAUUUGGUGUGUGUUGUGCAGUAGGACGUCCCAAAGUGUAGAACAUGGUAUGGGAACUGAAGCCCGCGCUGCGCUAUGGCAGUCCCGAGCCGGGCCUGUCAGAGUCGGGUCCAGAGCGGGACCAGACAGGGCAGGACACGAGUAGGGUCCAGGACCUGGAGCUGCUCCACUGUAACCUGCCCUCAUCACCAGGAGACCCCACCAGUGACAGCCACAUGGAAUAUGAUGAUCUCCCUGAGCUGCAGGAAGUGGUGGAGGACCAGUCCUCACCCAUUGUGUUUCAGGUGGCAGUGUGUGUGUCCCACCAGGAGCGUGACGCCCACACCCACACAGCUCCCCCGGACACACACUGGCUCACACAGCUGGCGCACAUAGCCACAGGCCCUCAGAGCCCUCUGCUGCAGGGGUCCACCUACAGCAGGUCUUCUCCAGUCCAUAUUUUUGGCACCAGUAAUAACCUACAUUCCUACGCCCGUCCCCCCCUAACCUCCAGCGGUGCUCCGUCGCCCUCUAGAGGCAACACAAGGGAACGCAGGCGCAUCCGGGCGAGCAGUGAGUGUGAGUCGGCGAUAUCGGGGCGAUCUUCCCUGUCAGAUGACGAGGACAUGGACUGGUGUCACUCCUGGCCUCCCACCGCCUGGCAUGGCUUCCUCAAAGGCACUCGCCUGCGCUUCCACAAAGGCCCCAACAUGGAGUGGCAGGAAGCUGAUGACCUGGAGUCAGACACCGACUCAGACAAUGACGGAGAGUCAGAACCCCAUCCCCUGAAGGGCUACGGCUCCGAGGGCCUCAGGCUGGUGGGUCACGAAGAGAGCGUCUUCUCCGGUCAGGUGGUCCUCAGGCUGACCUUUGACCCUGUCACAUCCCGGGAUGGUCUCCUGACCGCAGAGUGCCAACUGGACCACCCCUUCUACGUGAAAAAUAAGGGGUGGUCCUCGUUCUACCCGAGCCUGACCGUGGUGCACUAUGGGAUUCCGUGUUACGAGGUGCAGGUGGGCGACCUGUGUUUGCCUCCGGGACACAGAGAUGCAGCCCACACCGACGACUCUCUGGUGUUUGAUGCGUUCAGGAGUUACGACUUCACGCCCCUGGACUCCUCCGCUGUGUACAUGCUGAGCAGCAUGGCCAGACAGCGCCGCACCUCCCAGUCCAGCGGGGGCGCUGUCUCCCCGGGUCCAGACCCGCAGAGCUCCAGGGCCUCUCGCGCCUCCGCCAGCUCUCCCCAGCGCCGGCCAGCCAAGAUCCAGCAGGCCCAGAUCCCGCCCGCCAAUGCCACGCCCAUCAAGUGCAAACGGCCAAUGAAUGCCUUCAUGCUUUUUGCCAAGAAGUUUAGGGUCGAGUACACUCAGAUGUACCCCGGGAAGGACAACAGGGCGAUCAGCGUGAUCCUGGGGGAGCGCUGGAAGAAGAUGAAGGGCGAGGAGAGGAGGGUGUUUACCAUGGAGGCCAAGACCCUGGCCGACGAGCAGAAGAGACUGAACCCAGACUGCUGGAAACGCAAGAGGAACAACUCGGGCUCCCUGGCCAACUAGGGAGAGGAGAGACAGAGGAGAGGGAGGACCAUACACACACACACACACACACACACACACACACCAUAAACAAAUUCAUGAAAGCCUCCUGUUUUAGGUAGACGGAUGUUUCUCUACUGUGACAUUGUACAGUACAUGCUUGCUUUUCUAACCAAAUAGAAAGAAAACACAUGUAAGACAAAAAAACCACACAUCUAAUCUACUAACCGUGCUUGAACAUGAUAUAUAUAAAUAUAUAUAUAUAAACAUGAUAUAUAUUUUUUAUGACAAACUUGCCUUAAUCUUCCAAAGCGCAAAAUGUAUUAUUUUCUUCCGUCUUUUUAACGAACGUGUAUUUUUCAGGUAAUUUCAUAAACCAGGCUUGAAUACAUAAACUGUGGUGCUGUAGCUUAGCGCGAGGAUGGGCGGGAGAGAGCCAAACAGAGGUCUAUUUUUCCACAGUGACAUUUGCCAGACGUUUUAAGAGUGGGUUUCAAUGUUUUCAGGUGUGUUUUCUCUUAAGUGUGUCAGACAGGAUGCCUUAUUUGAACCUCGUGCCAGCCCGAGGGGGACCUUCAGAUGUCUGAUGAUUCUGAGGCGUCAUUGCUCUAUCCGUGUGUAGGGGUGGAGAGGGAGGGGGGAGGGAGGGAGGAUGGAGGGAGGAUGGAGGGAGGGGUAGUUUCCCACCGUCGGUGUGGUAGCUGUAAACACGUCUUUUACCCAGUCCCAAAUCCAGACCCUUCCGCCAAACCUAACGACCACGAUCAACAUUAGACAGCAGCCAUAUUGGAGAAUUGACUCGGUGAAAACAUGGAAUGGCGCUCAAUCGUAUGAUCUGAUACCUUUUAAUAUGACCUUUUAAAGAGGAAGGAGCGACAGACCGGUUUGGGACUGGCAGCUUUCACCCCGGCUCAGUCAUAUCAUUGAACUGUGUCUGUAAACAAGAGGUGGGUGCACUGCACUACAGGGGGCAAUGUGUUGUAUGCACUAUAUACACUUUAUUAUCUCGUAUGAAAGGUAUGCGUACUGAAUACAUCCAUAUUUGAAAUAAAAGCAACAGAAUCCAACAUCUUUGUUCACCUAUCAAGGUUGCAUUCAUUGAUUGAAUAGAUUUCUUUUUUUCCUUUUUUUUUGUGCUAUCUGACGUGUACAGGUCUUCCUAAAAUGAUUGCACACAAAGCUAUUGUAUCAUAGUAUAAAUAAAAAGCAUGAAUAUAAA
Molecule: messenger RNA, 3552 nt
Organism: Hypomesus transpacificus
Lineage: Eukaryota; Metazoa; Chordata; Actinopteri; Osmeriformes; Osmeridae
Product: HMG box-containing protein 1-like
Exons: 10
Coding region: 867-2354 (495 amino acids)
Biological process (GO): regulation of transcription by RNA polymerase II
Cellular component (GO): nucleus
Molecular function (GO): DNA-binding transcription factor activity, RNA polymerase II-specific; RNA binding; RNA polymerase II cis-regulatory region sequence-specific DNA binding
Source: RefSeq, a predicted model, not a curated record